This is a messenger RNA of Corythoichthys intestinalis (scribbled pipefish), 2200 nucleotides long. RefSeq names its product aspartoacylase (gene aspa). The coding region runs from base 204 to 1148 and encodes 314 amino acids. NCBI's taxonomy places the organism in Eukaryota, Metazoa, Chordata, Actinopteri, Syngnathiformes, Syngnathidae. Gene Ontology annotation, molecular function: hydrolase activity, acting on carbon-nitrogen (but not peptide) bonds, in linear amides; hydrolase activity, acting on ester bonds. The record is from RefSeq and is a predicted model, not a curated record. Gene Ontology annotation, cellular component: cytosol. The transcript has 6 exons.
AUAUUAAUUCCCACCUUUGGUUUGGGAGGCAGCAUGUUAGCAACAGUACAACAGUCCAAGUGGAUAUUAUGUCGUUGAUGGCAGCUUGCUUCAGUGAGCAGGCGCCCAGCAGACGCAAACGCAGAGCCGCCGCCUGCUUUUAGAAUAAACGAAGGACUGUCAAGCUCAGAUCGAAACUUUUUUUGGGGGGGAGUUGCCUUGACAUGUCUUCCUCGUACAACAGUAGUGCGCGUUUCAACGAGGCCCGGAGAGUGGCAAUCUUCGGCGGGACUCACGGGAACGAGAUGUCCGGAGUGACUCUUGUGAACCUGUGGAUGAAGAACGGCGCCGAAAUCCAAAGAAAGACUGUCGACACGAAACCUUUCAUCACCAACCCGAGGGCUGUGGAAAAAUGCGCCAGAUAUGUGGACACGGACCUGAACCGAGCGUUCACCCCGGAAAACCUCAGUGCUUCGGGGGGCAAGGAGUUGCCCUAUGAAGUGCAAAGAGCUCAGGAAAUCAACAGACUAUUUGGACCGAAAGGAAGCCCGGAGGCUUACGAUGUCAUCUUUGAUCUCCACAACACCACGUCCAACAUGGGCUGCACUCUCAUUCUGGAGAACUCCAAAGACCACUUCAAUCUGCAGAUGAUGAACUACAUUAAGAAAGCCAUGGCUCCCGCCAGUUGUCUCGUUCUUCUGAACGAGCAUCCUCUUCUGAAAUACUCUACUUCCCGCUCCGUAGCCAAACAUCCCGUUGGCUUGGAGGUGGGUCCUCAGCCUCAAGGGGUUUUGAGGAGUAACAUAUUUGAAGCAAUGAGGGUCAUACUCAAACAUGCCCUGGAUUUCAUCGCUUUGUUUAACGAAGGCAUGGAAUUCCCAUCCUGCAGUGUGGAAGUUUUCCGGGUUUCAGAGAGAGUUGACUACCCCAGGGACGCCAAUGGAAACAUUAUUGCCAUGGUGCACCCCAAUUUGCAGGACUGUGACUGGGAGCCACUGAACCCGGGUGACCCAAUGUUCCAGACGUUUGAUGGGAAGACCAUUCCCUACAAAGGCCCCGGCACUGUUUAUCCCACGUUUAUUAAUGAGGCGGCCUAUUAUGAAAAACAACAGGCAUUUGUCACCACUAGACGAGAAACUCUGAUGGCAAGCGCCAUUAGAAAAGCAUAAGAAAAAAAAAAAAAAAAGAUUUCGUGUGAGCACGUGAAGCACCAUAAUUAUUUCUAUACAUCUUUUGCACUUUCUUCCUCACAUAGUUGAUGCCACCUUUUGCUCAACGGUUUUAUGCUUUUGAGCACUUAUUGACAGCAAAUCAAUUAACUAUGCAAAGAACAUCUUUGCAAGGCAAACACUUUGCUGUGACGAGUCUUUAACUCAUUCACUGCCAUUGAUGGUGAUAGACGGCAAAUCCAUUAGAACUGGAAUGCCUAGCAUUGAGUGAUCAUAGUUCACUGCCAUUGACGGUGAUAGACGUCCAAUCCAUUUUGACUGGCAGCCCCCCAGUUGAACUGGAUUGGAUGUCGAUCACUGUCAGUGGCAGCCAAUGAGUUAAUCUGGAGGUUUGAGGUACAGUAUAUUGUGGUUAUGAUACUUUUGUUAUUUAUAACUAUAACUUUGAUUGAAACAAUCAUUAAAGAUUUUACUAGUUCAUGCUUAAUGAUUAGUUGCUGUAUAUUUCAUUUUCACGCUCAGGAAGCUAAUUAGGAUAAUAACCUGUGACCUUUGACCCCAAGCUGUGGUGAUUUGUCUUCCUCCCAAUUAUAUACUGUAUUUGUAACACCCUAGAAGGUUAUUUGUGGCCUUUGAAGCUACCUGCCUGUAACUCCUGUAGUUGCAUCUGUGGUGCUCUCCUAUUGUUGCCUUAAAAUAAUAAUAAUGAUAAUUGCACUGCCAAAUUUUAGAGUAGAUAUGUUGCUAACAACAUACAUGUAUUUUAAUAAUAAUAGUAUAUGCUCCUUCCCUCUACACCCAAUGAAAAUAGUAAUUUGUGUCUAUUUUGAUAUUAUUGUACUGUACGUUUCAAGUGCUGUGUACUUAUGGCAGAUGUGGAUUGUUUUUAAAUGUUUUUUAGUGUCUUUGUCAACAUCAGGGUAUAUUUGUGGUCCUAUUGUCACUUUCAUAAUGUUUCAUGAUUAUACAUGUUAUCACUAUUUAUAUGAUAAUCAAGUUCACUGUCCUUUAAAUACUGUGGAAAUAGUCCCCAAAAUAAAUAUAUAAUAUAG